AUGGGCCGUGAAGACCCCAGUUUCGGGGCCAUGCUCAAGCGAGGGAACCUCGACUUCAAUGACCCUGCCGCAAUGAUGCAACUUACAAAGACGUUGCUCAAAAGAGACUUCGGGUUAGAGGUUGAGUUGCCCGAGGAUCGACUUCGUCCUCCGGUACCAAAUCGUCACAACUACAUCCUAUGGCUGAAAGGUCUGCUCGAUAGUACCACCUACGACGAUUCAGACAGGAAGGUUGUUGGUCUCGACAUCGGAACCGGGGCGAGCUGUAUUUACCCGCUCUUGGGAUGUACCCAACGACUGUGGUCGUUCUUUGCUACAGACAUUGAUCCCAAAAGCAUAAAUUGCGCGAAGAAAAACGUGGAGCUGAACAACCUGCAAAAUCGAAUCUCAGUCGUCGCUCGCACGCCGCAAGACCGUCUGGUUCCGUUAGACGAGCUCGGUGUCGACUCGUUAGUUUUCGUCAUGACGAACCCCCCGUUCUACACAUCCGAAAAAGACAUGGUCGACUCCGCAAAGCAAAAGUCGCGACCCCCAUCGACGGCGUGCACCGGAGCGCCGGUAGAGAUGGUAACCGCCGGCGGCGAGGUCAGCUUCGUCGGCAGGAUGCUCGAAGAGUCCCUCGUCCUACGCGAACGCGUGCAGUGGUACACGUCCAUGUUCGGGAAGCAGUCCAGCCUCGAGGAGUUUGUCGGUGUCCUCCGGGAGAAGGCCAUCGACAAUUACGCCAUCACGGAGUUCGUGCAAGGCAACAAGACCCGAAGAUGGGCCAUCGCUUGGAGUUUUGGGCCGAUGAGGCCCUCAGAGGAAGUUGCACGGGGCAUGAAGGCUGCCGUGUGGAAAAAGAUACUCCCCGUGGCUGUCGAGUCGGAGGUCGUCAACUUGCCUCUAGAUACCGGGGCCGGGAAGCUCGGAGACAAGGUUCACGAGCUGAUGUCUUCGUUGGAGCUCAUCUCUUGCCAGUGGAAUCGCGAGAAACUUGUUGGUGUCGGCAGGGCACGGGGGAACGUGUGGAGUCGCGCUUGGAGAAGGAAAAAAGCGCGAGAGGAGCGUGAGGGCAAGCCUGUAGACGUUAUGAUGGACUCGGAGGUGUGCGCAUUUGGGUUCGAAAUCGCACUGCGGGUCGGUAGAGAAAGCAUAUCCGUCCUCUGCCGAUGGAGGGAAGGCCACGACCAGGCCAUGUUUGAAAGCUUUUGCGGCUUCUUGAAGACGCGUGUGACAACUGCAUAG
Colletotrichum graminicola M1.001 is the source of this 1227-nucleotide messenger RNA. RefSeq lists its product as uncharacterized. The coding region runs from base 1 to 1227 and encodes 408 amino acids. The transcript has 4 exons. Gene Ontology annotation, biological process: rRNA base methylation. Lineage: Eukaryota; Fungi; Ascomycota; Sordariomycetes; Glomerellales; Glomerellaceae. Gene Ontology annotation, molecular function: 23S rRNA (adenine(1618)-N(6))-methyltransferase activity. Gene Ontology annotation, cellular component: nucleus. The record is from RefSeq and is a predicted model, not a curated record.